AAUCAAUCAAUCAAUCAAUCUUCAACUUCUUCCACUUCCACCACUACCAAACAAUCAAAAUGAAGCUCUCCUUCCUCGCCGCCAUCACCCUCUUCGGUGCUGCCAUUGCCACCCCCGUCGCCGGCGGCAAGGAGCAGAAGCCCGCCAUCAAGGAGGGCCAGCCCUGCAAGCAGGACGGCAGCAUGGGUAACUGCGAGACCAACUACUGCGAGGCCAAGGGCGACGCCGAGGGCACCUGCAAGCCCGCUCCCAAAUAAAUCACUGGGCUGAUGUCCACCACCUGCGGACCGAGAUCGACCGAUCGAUCGUUUGAACGAAUUGAUUGAGGCUGGCUCGGUCUGGGGCUUUGUUUCAUUGGCGUGUAUUUUAGGACUGGCUGCCUGGGUUAUUGGAU
Molecule: messenger RNA, 394 nt
Organism: Aspergillus candidus
Lineage: Eukaryota; Fungi; Ascomycota; Eurotiomycetes; Eurotiales; Aspergillaceae
Exons: 3
Coding region: 60-257 (65 amino acids)
Source: RefSeq, a predicted model, not a curated record